AUGCAGUGGGUGUUCGAGAACAAGCUGGAUCUGGUCUUCGUGGUGGUUUACCAGAAGAUUCUGCGACUGCUGUACAUUGAAGAGCUACUGGAAAUCGUCAAGAAGGACUUCAUGGCCAUGUUCCCGCAGCAGAUCGCCAACAAGACGCCCGUCAAGUACGAAGACAAGUUCACCAAAAUCCUCAAGGCCACGGAACUCAAGUUUACAGAGAAACAAGCACGCAAGGGUCCUCGCGCAUUCAAUGCGUCUAAGAAAGCCAAAGCCAAGGGUGUGACGUCCAAUACGUCGGGCAAAACAGCGUCGUCAUCGCGUUCAGCGACGACUGCAGAUUCAAGUGAAGAUGGCAGUGACAGCCCCACGUCCGACGGGAAGGACAAGAGUCUGGAGGAGCUGGAGAACGAAGCAGCUCUUCGCUCGAAGGUGCGCAAGAUGCGCACGGGCCCACGUCGUAAGGGAAAAGAUAAGGCCGCGAAGGAGACCAAGAAGAGCGGCAAAAAGAUGACCAAAUGGGACGACACGAAGGUUUCCAAGAAGGAGGCCGAGGCGCUGGAUCGCUCCAAGACGACCACAGCUGAGGAGGAAGAAGCGCAGCUCCGCGAGAAGCGUGAAGCGUACAUUGGAGAAAUGGAGGACAGCGAGUCGGAAGAUUUCUCUGACACCGACGAUGAGUCGGCGGCUUCCUCUGGGGCAGAGUCCGACUCGAGCCAGGGUUGGAGCUUUUCCAAGACGCGUCUGGGUAACUUUCUGAGCACAGUGUCUGGCAACAAGAUUCUCGAGCGUGAAGACUUGGAGCCUGUGAUCACACCGAUGCACCAAAUGUUAAUCAGUAAGAAUGUGGCUUCGGAAGUCGCUGAUGAGCUGUGUGAGUCUGUCAUCACUACCGUGGUCGGCCAGAGACUUGAGAGCUUCACUCGUAUUUCCACUGUCGUUCGUAAGGCGUUGGAGGCUGCGCUGCUGCGUAUUUUGACGCCGAAGAAGUCCACCGACGUGCUGCGUGAAAUUCUCCAAGCUAAGUCUGAGGGCCGUGCGUACAGCAUUGUUUUCGUGGGUGUAAACGGUGUUGGCAAGUCCACCAGCUUGUCCAAGGUGUGCUACUACCUUAAGUCGAAGGGUGUCAACGUCAUGAUCGCUGCUUGUGAUACGUUCCGCUCUGGAGCUGUGGAGCAGUUGAACCAGCAUGCUAAGGUUCUGGACGUGGAGCUAUUCCAGAAGGGCUAUGCGAAAGAUCCCGCCUCGGUAGCCAAGGAGGCUAUCAAGUAUGGCACGGAAAACGGCUACGACUGUGUGCUUAUUGACACUGCUGGGCGUAUGCAAAACAACGAGCCACUCAUGCGCGCGCUGGCCAAACUGGUAUCGAACAACGAACCUGAUCUGGUUCUAUUCGUCGGAGAAGCGUUGGUGGGCAACGAUGGUAUUGACCAGCUUUCGAUGUUUGACCGGGCCCUUGCUGACUACUCGGACCGCCGUGAACCGCACCGCAUUGACGGCAUUGUCGUCACGAAGUUCGACACGAUUGAUGACAAGGUUGGUGCUGCGGUGUCGAUGGUGUACAAGACUGGCCAGCCCAUCAUGUUUGUCGGUACGGGUCAGAAGUACACGCACCUCAAGAAGCUGAAUGUGCGCACUGUGAUGCGUCACCUUCUUCAGUAA
Messenger RNA from Phytophthora infestans T30-4, 1650 nucleotides. RefSeq names its product signal recognition particle receptor subunit alpha. Gene Ontology annotation, molecular function: GTP binding; GTPase activity; ATP hydrolysis activity. Gene Ontology annotation, cellular component: endoplasmic reticulum membrane; signal recognition particle receptor complex. Gene Ontology annotation, biological process: SRP-dependent cotranslational protein targeting to membrane. Lineage: Eukaryota; Oomycota; Peronosporomycetes; Peronosporales; Peronosporaceae. Bases 1 to 1650 code for a protein of 549 amino acids. The transcript has 7 exons. The record is from RefSeq and is a predicted model, not a curated record.